This is a messenger RNA of Penicillium oxalicum, 522 nucleotides long. RefSeq lists its product as uncharacterized. The record is from RefSeq and is a predicted model, not a curated record. The transcript has a single exon. Bases 1 to 522 code for a protein of 173 amino acids. NCBI's taxonomy places the organism in Eukaryota, Fungi, Ascomycota, Eurotiomycetes, Eurotiales, Aspergillaceae.
AUGAAUGCCAGACUUGAAUGUCACUCCCAAAGAGCACUGGUGGGUUUCCAGAAAUGGCAGAGGCACGAGUUGAGCAACGGUCCAUCGCAGGUCGAGCGUGUGAUGGCCUUUCUAGUCCCCGACAUGAGGGGACCUGGCAGACUCGACCACCCCACGAUGCCUAGCCAGACUGAAACAAGAGCCCACCUCUCCUGGCGGGAACCAAUCCACGGGAGCAUCGUUGCGAUCUCUGUCCGAUUUGCGCUGUCAGGCAGCGCACCGUGCAUGAAAGAGAGAAAAAAUGGAGUCGUCGACCAGUUGAAGAGCCAUCCGGUUCGCCGCCUCACUUUCCCCCAGUGGCUCUCCGUCGGCCAGAGGAGCCACAGCCGAUCCACUCAGCGAUCGUCGCACGCAGGAGAGUUUCGAGAAGUCUACGCAUCUCGCGCCGUGCACACCCGUCCGUCCCAGUCCCAGAAAGAUUUUGGUGCAAAGUGUGGAUGGGCAGCCGCCCGAGAGCAUGGAGGCUGUGUCUUCCAAGGAUAG